AUUAGAUUCCUGUUUUUCUUUCAACAUUUACCUAGUUAUUUUUUUCAAUUUAAAUUAAAAGUUUGAUUUGUUUUGAGAGACGAUAGGGGAAAAAUCAUUGAGUAAAAGAAGAAACAAAAUUACGAAAUGUAUUGAUAUACUAUUUAUAUGAUACACUUACUAAUUUUCAUCAAAGUGAAACGUACGAACAACAGAAAUAAAAGCGGGAUACUUUGAUUUCAAAGUUACUGAAGAAGAAUAUAGAUUUUUUUUAAUGAAAAUGUUAACUUUUUUGGCCAAAAAUUGGAAUGAUAUUGUUUAUUUGUCUUUGUUGUUGUUUAGUGUUGCCAUAGGGCCAUAUUACAAGUCAAUAGGGACAGUUCAUUUGAAAAAAUGUAUCGGGACAUGUAUUGGAAUUCUGCUUAUUUUGAUUGUUUCGGGUUACAAUGCAAUACACCCGAUUAUAUCAGCAAUAGUCGGAAUUUUAAUUAUUAAACUGAUACCAGUAAGGUACAGCCAUGUAGUCACAUUUUUCUUCAUGUUCGGCUACUUGUUCUUCUUCCGGUUGUCUGACAAAUUCGGCCUCCCACCACCAUCAGGACAGACCAACCUUAUAGAGAUGAUAAUAGUACUCCGGGUGGUUGGAGUUGCAUUUGAAAUGAAUGGUUCCUGGCUGGCAAUGGGUAAAAAGAAGAAAAAUGAACAUGCAGAUUUGAUUUCAAAAGAUGGAAAAGAAAAAGAUGAUGAAUUCUUGGAGAUUAUCAAUCCAAAUCUUGUAGAUUUGGUUCACUACACUUUCAAUUAUGUUGGUUUGCUCACAGGUCCAUAUUACAGGUACAGGACAUUUAACGAUUAUUUCAAUUUGCUAUUUAGCAAAUAUGUAAACUGUAUGGAAUUCACCAUAAACACUUUGAAAGCAGUCCCACUAUAUAUUUCUUUGUACUUAGCCCUUUCAAAUCUGUGGCCUUUAGAGUACAUUUUGAGUGAAGAUCACAACAACAGGAGUUUUUUGUACCGAAUGAUGUACCCUUGGGCUCUAUUUGCAGCAUUCAGGCAGCGUAUUUAUUCUGGAAUGACAUUGGCGGAGAGUGUGUGUACCUCAGCUGGACUGGGAGCUUAUCCUGUAGAGGGAAAGAAUAGGACUGGACAUGGCCCAACAGUGGGUUAUAUGAAGUUGAAAGAAAUGUCUGAAGAACAAGCAAAGACUGCAGAAUAUGAUUUCAACACAAUUGAGUCCAUGGAGGUUUGGGGCUGCGAGACUGUAGUGACUUUACGAGAUUCUAUGAAGGUGUGGAAUAAAGCUGUGCAGUACUGGGUUGCCAUGGUCGUCUAUAAACGGUUUCCCGUUAAACCACUAAAGGUUCACGCAGCGUUAUUCGUGUCUGUAAUUUGGCAUGGGUUCCACGCGGGAUAUUUCUUCUGCAUUUAUUUCUGUCCGUUUUAUUUGAUGGCUGAAGACAUCUACUACAAACUUUAUUACAAGAACGCCACUGGAAUGAAAAAGAAGAUAAUUGGUUUUAUUAUGUGGUUCCUAAGAAGUCAUUCGGAAUCGUAUCAAGCGGCUGCAUUUUUAUUACUUACAUUCGAUCGUAUUUGGAUAUAUUACUCGUCUGUCUACCACUAUUGGUAUGGAGUGUGGCUUGCAUUUCUGAUAGUUGGUUUGGCACUUAAUGCGGUACACAAAAUGGCGCGUCCGACAGUGAAGAAGGGGAAAGAAGCUAUGGAAAGUAGAACCAAUUAAAAGUUAGUAGUGAUCUGAUUAUUAUUGCUCAAUUUUAAGCCAGGUACCGACUGACGUAUCUUUACGGGGUAGACAGCGCCAACAGGAAAGUCAAAUUAUAUUCUCGUAUAUGAUUCUUUUUAUUGAUUUAUUAAUCAGAGUAUUGUGGUACAGUGGCAAGUUUCUUUAUUUCGAACUAUUCAUGUUAUUCUUUUUUUGUUUGUUUUUUUUUUGUUACGUGUAUAUAUAAUUUUUUGACUUCACCAAAAUAUUUAAUGUUAAAUGAGAUUUGUAAAAUCUUCGCGUUAUUAUUUGGCUAUGCGCCUACAUACACACGUAAGAAUAAGGUAGUUUUGGACAUUCCAGGACACUAAAACCCGCCGAGUCUCAGGUGUUGGGCAUAAGUAGGUAUAGUGUUGAUAUCUCGAAAUCCCAUUUCGAGUAACAAUAAUCGUAAAUGUAUUGGUAAAAAGGUGGUGUAAAUUAUUUUCAUAUAUUAAUAGAGGGUUCAGUUGGUUAUUAAAUAUUAAAACGACAAUAGAAUUGUGUAACAAUUUAUAAUGAUUUUACAAUUUUUUAUAAAUCGGUUGUUUACAUAAUAUUUCAACAUUGAUGCUAUUUUCGUAAUCUAAAUAUCUGUGAAAUAAAUUUUGAUUUACUUCUCAUACGUUUCAUGUCCCCACUUCUAAAACUUGGGUAAUAUUUAUAAUAUAUAUGAAAUUAAAUUUGUAAUUUUAAUUUUCAUACAUUUCAUGUACCUACCCACUUCUGAAACUUGGGGUAAAAAUAAAUUAUGAAGCGUAUGGGAAUAAUCCUGUAUAAUAAACGGGUCUAGUCUUAUAUUUUGGGACGAACUGAAUAAAGUUCUAUUUUAAAGACAU
Messenger RNA from Amyelois transitella, 2580 nucleotides. It is a transcript of the gene frj, whose product is annotated as lysophospholipid acyltransferase 7. Gene Ontology annotation, biological process: lipid modification; phosphatidylinositol biosynthetic process. NCBI's taxonomy places the organism in Eukaryota, Metazoa, Arthropoda, Insecta, Lepidoptera, Pyralidae. Gene Ontology annotation, cellular component: membrane; mitochondria-associated endoplasmic reticulum membrane contact site. The transcript is spliced from 7 exons. The coding region runs from base 254 to 1720 and encodes 488 amino acids. Gene Ontology annotation, molecular function: lysophospholipid acyltransferase activity. The record is from RefSeq and is a predicted model, not a curated record.